AGACCACUUUUCCAGUUCGAUUGCUUUCUGGUUCCACAGCUUCUUCUUCCUGUCUCAAACCCUUCCCUUGUUGGGUAUUCGUUUCCUCAAACCCCAGUCUAUCUAUCUAUCUACCUAGCUCAGACUCACCACUCUAGCAAGUCGUCGUGUGUCCAGUGCUGCGUCCCGAGAAGAGGGCACGUAGUCUCCCUUCUUCUUCUUCUUCUUCUUCUUCUUCUGUGUUUGAGGUGGUCUGGGUUGGCUGGUUAGUAUCCGGAUGUGCUUCGACUGCCUAGCUCUGCAAUUUCGGCUCAGUAAGGCUUGAAUCGCUUGAUUGAAUGCACGACUCCCAACUUCGGACCUAAUUUCAUGACUGUGGAUAUGUACCGCGGAUAUGUAUCGAAAGCUUAGACAUCUGAGUGGCAGUAGCAUUCCUCCAGCCACCAUAGCCCAGCAGCUCAGAAACUCCCUGCAAGCUUACUGUCCAACAUCCUUGCCCGCUGACACUCCUCCGUCGAAUGAAGCGACCAUGAAUCACAAGCCUAUAGCACGAAGCGACUCGCAUUUUCCUGACCCUUUCUGGUUGCUACAAGACUUCUCUAGCGAUAUCCCUGAUCAGCGGGAUGUGAACCCGAAUCCGUUGGUUCCGAACAGUUCACAAACUUCGACGAGCAUGUGGGGGGGUGUUGUUGGGGACCGGGAGUUCUCUACCCAGCCUGUCACUGCACCAGCUUCUAAGCAUUCUCAAAGUUCUCCUAUAAUAGGCUCACCUGGUGAUGAUGUUAUGGAAAUACCUGCCAACUCCUCCGAUACUGCUGAGGAAAAACCAGGUGGCAGGAAGUGUUCCCACAGUCGUUGUGUUGCAUCAAAAAACCUGGUGUCGGAGCGUAAGAGGAGAAAGAAACUCAAUGAGGGACUCUUCCAAUUGCGGGCUGUGGUUCCGAAGAUCAGUAAGAUGGACAAAGCCUCCAUCAUUGGCGAUGCAAUAGCCUACGUCCGUGAACUCCAGAAAGAGCUUGAGGAGAUAGAAUCUGAGAUCGACGACUUGGAACAGAAGUGCACUGGAUCAGUUGGCGAAGAAACAGGGUCAGUGGAAGAGGCAGGUACCGGAGCGAAUUUCUCCAGCCCAACCUAUUCCAAUCCGGCUUCUGGAGUAGAAAUUCAGGGAGCUGAGCCCGGAGUUGACAGUGUUGAUGUAGUUUCGGCCGAUGCAACUCAAGUACAAUUGCCAGCUCGACUGGCUCAGAAAAUCUUGGAAGUGGACGUGGCAAGGCUGGAGGAACAGACCUACCAUUUUCGAAUAUUUUGCCAAAGAGGACCAGGUGUGUUAGUGCAACUGGUGCAAGCGGUGGAAUCUUUGGGUGUACAAGUUAUAAAUGCACACCACACAGCCUUUCAGGAAAACAUUCUCAACUGUUUUGUCGCCGAGAUGGAUUCGAAAAUGGAAACCGAAGACGUGAAAAGAACAAUUUUUAGUGCAGCUGCUCAGUAUGGACUCGCGCAAGGCUGAUCAUGAAGGAUGUGGUGAAGCACUCUGACGAAGAGUAAUGACGCUCGUAUAGUUGAAUAAGAGGAUCUUUUUCGGGGUCCAUGCAUGCAGCCAAGGGUAUAUUUUCUGUAAAUAUAGUCAGCACAGAGGAUCGCAUUAGCGGCAGUUUCGUUGAGAAGGUUCAAUACUCUGAGGGAGGAUUAGUUUUGUUUUGGACUUAUCCAGAGAAUCUGCAGAAAAGUAAGAAAAGCAGUUCCUGGCAGCUCUUGAUCAGGUUGCUGGAUUGGCUGUAACUUAGGUUAAUGGAAAUCGCUCUGGCAAGUGCGCAUUUUUUCAAUCUU
Messenger RNA from Physcomitrium patens, 1809 nucleotides. Its product is annotated as transcription factor BHLH6. Gene Ontology annotation, molecular function: protein dimerization activity; DNA-binding transcription factor activity; sequence-specific DNA binding. Gene Ontology annotation, cellular component: nucleus. Gene Ontology annotation, biological process: regulation of DNA-templated transcription. NCBI's taxonomy places the organism in Eukaryota, Viridiplantae, Streptophyta, Bryopsida, Funariales, Funariaceae. The record is from RefSeq and is a predicted model, not a curated record.